Molecule: messenger RNA, 756 nt
Organism: Anopheles funestus (African malaria mosquito)
Lineage: Eukaryota; Metazoa; Arthropoda; Insecta; Diptera; Culicidae
Product: endocuticle structural glycoprotein SgAbd-2-like
Exons: 3
Coding region: 220-612 (130 amino acids)
Cellular component (GO): chitin-based extracellular matrix
Molecular function (GO): structural constituent of chitin-based larval cuticle
Source: RefSeq, a predicted model, not a curated record
AGGCGAUACGAAAGAUUGAAGAUACACAACAUAGAGGGAAGAAAGAAAAAAAUAAACCGAAAGACCGUUGCCGUACGAAGCAAUAUAAAUAGCCAACGCCUUGCUGGGGCUGCUGCCAGAUUUCUGUACCAAGCUCGACGACCAACAGUAGUGUGUUUGUGCCCGAUCUCUUCUAGCGUGACGUAAAAGCAUAGAAUCAUCUUCCGCGUCCCCAUACUCAUGGUGAACAAAAUGAACAAGCUCGCUUGUGUGCUGGUGCUUGCAUUAAUUGCAUCUGUGACGGCCGAUAAGGAUGCCACCGUACUAAGGCAAGACUCGGAAGUCAACCCAGACGGUUCGUAUCAGUACGCGUACGAAACAUCUAACGGGAUCGUAGCCGAGGAACAGGGUACACUGAAAAAUCUCGGCGAAGAACAGGCACAGGUGGCACAGGGACAGUACUCCUAUACCGAUCCAGAUGGUAACCGUAUCUCACUGCAGUACAUCGCAGACGAGAAUGGAUUCCAGCCGCAGGGUGAUCAUCUGCCAACGCCACCACCCAUCCCGGAGGCCAUCGAACGUGCGCUUCGACUGCUGGCAAACCUUAGCCGAAACAAGCGUGGUUCCGUAUAGUAAAUAGCGAUAGUCACACACACACAGCGUGCCGUAGAUAGUGAAUUAGGUUUAGUGAUACAGGUACCGGGCACUUGGCAGCAACUAGUCAUGUUUCUGAAGCGUAAAGUGACAAGGAAAUAAAAACCAUCGUUUGAUUAAUGA